Messenger RNA from Dermacentor andersoni, 939 nucleotides. The record is from RefSeq and is a predicted model, not a curated record. Lineage: Eukaryota; Metazoa; Arthropoda; Arachnida; Ixodida; Ixodidae.
AACAUACGAAGCGUUCCACAUUCUCGUUCGAAAAGAGGUGCUGCUCUGAGCGUAUCGUGCCGAAAGACUUGACACUGAAAGACUCUUUUGGAUUCUCAUCAACUAAGAACGUCUACUUCAUCAGGCAUCAGCAAAAAUCAGGCUUCCAUCAACAUGGCUUUUCGUUACCUAUGGUUGGCAAUCGCCUGCACGGCUCUAUCGCCUUCUGUUGCGAGUAUGCUUCCAGAAUCAGCGUGCGACUUCACUGGUAUGGACGUGGAAGGUGCUAUUGCGAGACUGAUCGCCAAGCUUCCCGAUGACGUAGUCAUUGGUCCCGAAGAAUAUUACCCUGUCUUUGCUGGCCUUGAAAUAAGAGCUUUCAAUGCGAGUGGAUUCCGCAAGCUGCAACAGUAUGGGCCUGCGAUCCCGUACUGCGUCAACGGCACCCGCAAGGUGCAAGUAGAGUUCAUCAACAUAGGCGAUGUCGUGCUCGCAAUGCCCUGGAGACACUGUUCUGGACUAGAAGGCACAUUUAGUCUACGUUCAAUGCUAUCUCGUUUCACGAUGCAGUUCCACAUUGGACUCAGUGAGAGACAUAACGACAUCAAGCUGUCUUACCGGGGCCCUGCUGUUCCUUUGACAACCGAGAACAUCCAGAUCAACGUGGAUGGCGCCGGGCCAAACGCAAGAACAGUGGCCCGAAUCCUCGCCAUGGUGUUUCCCGGAGUAACUAGGGAGUUAUGGAAUGAGCAGUUCUUUUACCCACUAAGCCGUGCUUUUGAUCAAGCCUUUAAUUAGAUUUGUACUAACGUAUGCCGGCUGCACGACGCCAUAAUUUUAUGACCCGUAGCAGGUUACAGCUGAUGCGGCGGGAACACAAGAUGGCCUCGCCGAAAAAAGUUACAAGGAAAUGUACCUAUCGCCAGAUCGCACACGUAAUAAAUCACUGAAUGUAUCGAA